Molecule: messenger RNA, 1208 nt
Organism: Dicrocoelium dendriticum
Lineage: Eukaryota; Metazoa; Platyhelminthes; Trematoda; Plagiorchiida; Dicrocoeliidae
Source: the annotation of a GenBank genome assembly
CUUGGCUUGGAUUGAUUGCAAGCGCUACCCUAGCCACCCUUGCGCUUGCGACAGGCCGUGCUUCGUUCCUCUCGGCACCACAAGCCUGGCUUACUGUAGUAACCGUAGCACGCGCUAGCCUUGCCUUAGCUGUUGCGUAUCCGAUCGAAGAUACUUGCGAAUCUCUACGCAUUCACCGCUCCGAGAUAAAACACUAUGAACAGAACAAAGGAUAAGAACAAGCCGAAGGGGGCUAUGUCUGCUUACGCCUGUUUCGUUCAGGUUAUCCGUGAAGAACACAAGAAGAAACAUCCUGGUGAACAGAUCGUUUUCAGCGAUUUCUCCAAAAAGUGUGCCGAACGUUGGAAGCUCAUGACGCCAAAGGAAAAAAAGCGUUUCGAAGACUUGGCUGCUCUUGACAAGGAAAGAUACAACCGCGAGAUGAGCGAAUACGUUCCACCCGAGGGAAUGAAAAAAGGAAAAAAGCGCAAAGUCCCCAGAGAUCCCGCUGUUCCCAGGCGAGCUUGGUCGGCGUUUUUCUUCUUCUGUGACGAGCACCGUGCCAAGGUAAAGGAAAACAAUCCAGAAUACAAGGUAGCAGAUGUUGCAAAGGAGCUGGGGAGACAGUGGGAAUCUUGCCAUGAUAAGGCGAAGUACGAAAUGCUUGCACAACAAGAUAAACAGCGGUACGAGGAAGACAUGGCAAAGUAUCGCGCUGGUGUUUAUGUUCCCGUUCAAAAGAAACCCGCUGGAUCGUUGUCCAUUCCGGCAACCGUUGAUCUGACGGAAACAUCUGGUCUCGACUCUAACUCUGUUCUCUGUGCCGGAGGCGACGAAAAUGGAGCCGAGUUGGAGGACGAAGAUGAUGGUGAACCCGACGAAGGGGAGGACGAAUAAUAUCUUUGUUGUGCACUGUGCCGUGUGGAUCCAGUGUCAGUUGUACAGUUCACACGCAUUUAACUGGUUUCCCUAGCGGCCCUGUAUACAUUGUUAUCCUCGUUAUUUUUGUAUUAUGUUUCCUGUACUUCUGUUUGCGAAUCUCGUUUUUAUCCGCCGGACGCUGGCCCUGUUCAUUUUUCUGUGAGAUUGUGUCUCCCUAUCUCUACUGUCACUCCCUUUGAGUGAUUCCCCCCAUUUAUCGAAAUGUCGCCGGUUUUAUCCCGCGCUAUUCACCCGCACAUCUUUCUCAAGUCGAUGUUCUGUUUUGACCGAUAAAUAGAUCGUUGAUC